AUGCGCAUUCAGAAGGACAUAGCAGUAAAAUUGGGGCUGGAUUCUGCACAAGAAGCAGAGGCAGUAGCAGCAAAAGCAAUUCUUGAUGGUGUUAUUGAUGCAACCAUUGAUCAUGAUCAACAAUUCUUACAGUCUAAGGCUGUUAUCUUCGUUGAGUUGCUGGGUGCUCUAUUGGGCACCGAGAGACAACCAACCAUAGAAGAUGAUGAGAGGAAGAGGGCUAUGCAAGAGGAGAGAGCAAGAGCGGAGGACGAAGACUUAGGUGAUGAUAUGGACAUGAUUUAG
Messenger RNA from Eimeria maxima, 285 nucleotides. RefSeq lists its product as hypothetical. The transcript is spliced from 4 exons. The coding region runs from base 1 to 285 and encodes 94 amino acids. NCBI's taxonomy places the organism in Eukaryota, Apicomplexa, Conoidasida, Eucoccidiorida, Eimeriidae. The record is from RefSeq and is a predicted model, not a curated record.